CAAAACUUGCUCAUAAUGUCAUCCCUUGUCCUUAUAAAAAGAGAUCAAACCCAAGGUUUUCUUCCCCAAGUCUGGUUUCUCCUUUUGUCCGAGAAGAAAUCAGAUUUCUUUGGGACUCUCUUCGCUCUUUCUCAAGCAUUCCUCAUUAAUCACUGAUUCCAACAUCCAUGGCCUCUUCAAGAUGGGUGAAGCCUGAGGUGUAUCCUCUGUUUGCAUCAGUUGGUUUGGCAGUUGGAAUCUGUUGGAUGCAACUCUUUAGGAAUAUCACUGGCAAUCCUGAAGUCAGGGUAAUGAAGGAGAAGAGAACAGCAGGAGUGCUUGACAACUUUGAAGAGGGAGAGAGAUAUGCAGAGCAUGGUCUGAGGAAGUAUGUCCGCAAUAGAUCUACUCAGAUCAUGCCCAAAUUCAAUGGCUUCUUCACUGAUCCAAAUUAAAACAAACAUUUUCUUUUUCCAUUCUGUAAUUGGAGAAAUUAAGCCGACCAAUAACAUUGUUAGUACCCUUUGUUUGUUCAAUUUUAUGAACAGAUAAGAGUUUUUGAUAAUUAAUAAAGAUCGAAUCCCAAAAAUUGAUCCU
Messenger RNA from Tripterygium wilfordii, 576 nucleotides. RefSeq lists its product as uncharacterized. The record is from RefSeq and is a predicted model, not a curated record. The transcript has 3 exons. The coding region runs from base 168 to 434 and encodes 88 amino acids. NCBI's taxonomy places the organism in Eukaryota, Viridiplantae, Streptophyta, Magnoliopsida, Celastrales, Celastraceae.